GAUAACGGUAGCUCCUUGAACGAACCAAUCACAGGAGGGCUUUCAGGCAUUUAAACCGUGUGGCGUCAUUUACACGAAAUUCAAACUUUGGAGGAGAGAGAAAGCACAGAGCUGUAUCAGUGUACUCCACGUUUUCUGGAAGAGGUCGUGUGAAAACCUGGACAAGAUGGCGCAGUUUGGGUUUGAGAACGACAUCCACAGUAUCCUGAAGCUGGAUAUGCCCAUCACAAACGCUCCCAUGGCGAGGUGGCAGAGAAAGGCCAGUUCAUCAAACACAUCCGCAUUAAGCGGUUUGUCGCCCGGAAAAUCUGCCAAUGUGUCGCUGAGUUCAUCAAAAACGCCGAGCAAAACACCAGGCAAAAACAAAAAACAAACGCCCUCUAAGAUGGGAGGCGACCGCUUCAUCCCCACCAGAAACAGCAAACAAAUGGAUGUGGCAAGUUUCCUGCUCACAAAAGAGAACGAGCCUAUGGACACAAACAAUACAGCAGGAACAUCAGAAAGCCAGAAAGCCUGGUCUAUGUCACUUAAUGGGUACAACAUUGAAGAUGCAAAGAUCCUGCACCUCGGAGGGAAACCACUGAAUGCACCAGAAGGCUAUCAGAACAACUUGAAAGUCCUCUACAGUCAGGGAGCAACUCCUGCCUCAGUCAAAAAGUCGAGAUACAUAUCUUCAACUCCUGACAGAAUCUUGGAUGCUCCUGAGCUUCGAAAUGAUUUCUAUUUGAACCUGCUUGACUGGAGCAGCCGAAAUAUUCUUGCUGUGGCUCUUCAUAACAGUGUUUAUCUGUGGGAUGCCACUCAAGGAGACAUCACUCUUCUUAUGAAGAUGGAGCGUGAGGAGGACUACAUCUGCUCAUUGUCCUGGACCAAAGAGGGAAGCUACCUAGCUAUCGGCACCAGUGAUUGCAAAGUUCAGUUGUGGGAUGUUGAAAACCAGAAGCGUUUACGCAGCAUGGCUAGCCACACAGCUAGAGUUGGUAGCCUGAGUUGGAAUGACCAUGUUCUUUCCAGUGGCUCCAGAUCAGGACACAUUCACCAUCAUGAUGUGAGGGUGGCAGACCAUCACAUCUUCACGCUCAAUGGUCACUCACAGGAGGUGUGCGGGCUGAAGUGGUCCCCUGAUGGGCGAUACCUAGCCAGUGGAGGCAAUGACAACUUGGUAUGUGUAUGGCCCCGUGUGCAGGAGGGCAGCGCCAGCAAUGAAAGCCAGUCAGUCCGCUGCUGGAGUGAACAUCAAGGAGCUGUCAAGGCUUUGGCCUGGUGUCCAUGGCAGCCAAACAUCCUCGCAUCUGGAGGUGGCACCAGUGAUCGUCACAUCCGUAUCUGGAAUGUAAACAGUGGCUCCUGCAUCAGCUCACUUGACACUCAGUCCCAGAUCUCGUCCCUGGUGUUUGCACCAAACUACAAGGAGCUGGUCUCUGCCCAUGGAUAUGCCCACAACAAUGUUGUCAUCUGGAAGUAUCCUUCUCUCACCAGAGUCGCAGACCUCAACGGCCAUGAGGACAGAGUUCUGAGUUUGACUCUGAGCCCAGACUGCUCUACCGUUGCCACUGUCGCUGGAGAUGAAACCAUUCGUCUGUGGAAAAGCUUCGAAGUGGAUCCUGUCAAGAAGAAGGCCAAAGAAAGGAUGGUCAAAUCAACCAGUAGUGUCAUUCAUCAGUCCAUCAGAUAAUUUCCUUUUUUGUUUUGACUUUUGAGGGGGUUUUUUUUUUUGGUCUAUGCUGAAUGAAUUUGUGCAAAUGUUUUAUUUAAUCCACAAUAAAGAUUUCCACCCAGUGUUUUAGCCAUAACUUGCAUCUUACUGCUCUUGUUGGUAAUACAGUGAGUUGUUGAUCUCAGUUGUUUAUAUAAUGUGGUAACCUACAAGUGUUGGUGUUUAAGCUGUACUGUUCUUAAAUGUAUUUAUGACCUUCACAUAGCUUAUUGUAAUCAGGAUACAUUGUAUACAGUGGACUGGGUUAUAAAUAAAUGUUUGUUUACCUUA
This is a messenger RNA of Lates calcarifer (barramundi perch), 1987 nucleotides long. It is a transcript of the gene cdc20, whose product is annotated as cell division cycle 20 homolog. The record is from RefSeq and is a predicted model, not a curated record. Gene Ontology annotation, biological process: positive regulation of ubiquitin protein ligase activity; anaphase-promoting complex-dependent catabolic process; positive regulation of anaphase-promoting complex-dependent catabolic process. Gene Ontology annotation, cellular component: anaphase-promoting complex. Bases 167 to 1675 code for a protein of 502 amino acids. The transcript is spliced from 11 exons. Gene Ontology annotation, molecular function: protein binding; ubiquitin ligase activator activity; anaphase-promoting complex binding. Lineage: Eukaryota; Metazoa; Chordata; Actinopteri; Centropomidae.